Messenger RNA from Branchiostoma belcheri (Belcher's lancelet), 2133 nucleotides. RefSeq lists its product as uncharacterized. NCBI's taxonomy places the organism in Eukaryota, Metazoa, Chordata, Leptocardii, Amphioxiformes, Branchiostomatidae. The transcript is spliced from 4 exons. The record is from RefSeq and is a predicted model, not a curated record. The coding region runs from base 110 to 1297 and encodes 395 amino acids.
CGUAACCAUAGGCAGACUUUAUUACAUGCAGAAGAUUCUGUGGCGGGUCAGAACUGGGCUCUAACAUUGCCGUCCGAUUGUGCCUUAUAGCUGGGAAAUACUCCUGAAGAUGGCAACAGCUUCCGGAAUCGCCAUUCCUCAGUCUGCAGAAGACAUCGCCCCCUCCUGGGUGCAGCAGGUACUGCAGAAGGACCUGCCGGGCGUCUCCAUCACGGACGUCCAUGUCAGGGGAUCCAUCAGCCAAGGCGAGGGGUUCAUGAGCGACAUCAUCGCUUUUGAUGCCGUGGGGAUCAGGAACGGUGUGAGUCAGCGAUACAGUCUCGUCGCUAAGCUGACAGAUUUCAAGCGGCCGUUAACAGUAAUGAAAGAGUGGCCAAAGGACGCGCAGAUAAAAAUCGAUACUACUGAAGUCAAGUUUUACUCGGACGUGGUCCCCGAGCUCCUCUCUCUUGCAAACCCAAGCACAGAGCGACAAACCGACAAGGAAGAAACUGACCCUCCUGCUAAUUCCUUAUCGAUCCCAAAAUGCUACUUCGCCGCUACCGAUCCGAGUUCUAUGGUGUCCGUCAGGGUUAUGGAGAAUCUGAAAACUCAGGGCUUCUCCAUCAAACCCGACCGCCAGUCGCUGAGCCGAGAUGAGAUGAUGCUUGCAGCCGGGGCGCUGGCGCAGCUGCACGGCCUGUCACAUCGGCUGGAGCUCCGCGUAGGCGUCCCUCUUCGUCAGAAGUACGACUGGAUCGUGUCUCUCUCAGAUGUCAAAGCUGCGUCAAUGCAACUUGCAGGGCCCAUGUACCGGGAAGCCGUAAAGGAAUUCGCCGCAGUCUUUCCUGACCAGGCAGAUCUUGUAGCUCGUCUGGAGAAGUUAAACCUUCAGCAUCCAAUGAUGGAGGACCCGAGGCUUAUGGUGCUAAGCCAUGAAGAUGCUUACGGCAAUAACAUCAUGUUUAAGUGCGCUGAGGAUGUGCCCACUGAUGUGAGGCUGGUGGACUGGCAGGUUGUUGCGUACCUGCCACCGACCUAUGACCUGGCGUUCCUGUUUCUUUUAAACGCGGAUCCGGACGUCUUCCACCACCACAGGGACGCCAUCCUGGCGCACUAUCACCACAAACUGAUGGAGACCCUGGGUACAGACGAAUCCUCGGGCCUACAGAGCUACACACUGGAACAGCUGAAGGCAGACUUUAAAGCCGACUGUCCGUUUGGGUUGUUCCACGGUCUCAUACGGUUGAGGGGCCUUCAUGCAGAUCGAGGUUUGCUGCAAAUAAUCCAGGAGAUCAAGGAGUGGGGAGUUAUCUAGAUAUACACAUGACCGAUAAAUAGACUCUCCGCGAGUACUUGCUUUUUUUCAAUAAUUUUAUUCAAGAAAAUAGAAUAAAUAUUAUACAAAUAGACAAAAAGUACAUGGAUUACAAUAAGCUACAUAAAGACGGCACAUUUAGUCUUGAUAAACAAAAAACAAUGCAUGUCUUUUCUAUGGUUUAAACAAAACUAUAGAUACUACAUAGUACUGAAACAAGAAUAAAUUAAUUUAUAAUUGUUGAUACAUGUAUAACAACAAGGCAAAAAGAAAUAAUUAAUUCGAACAUAAUGCAAUUUUAUAGUUGGGGUGAUUAAGAUUCCUGUCACCAUAUAUGUAAAUGUAUUGUGUGAGAAUCAACAGAGCAGACCUAGAGCAGACCAAAUUAUGCGAAGGUAAACAUUAUGCAUUUGCUUUGCAAAUGUAAGCUUUGUAGUUGUUGUAUCUUUUACUUUGAUGCGGUGAAGUAUUUAAUUCCCUUUACACGUGAUGGUGGCUGUGUAUAUGUGAUGUUCCCACUGGAUCAAAAUUGUAAAACGUUUGCAAACUUUUUUUUCAAAGUUGUCUCAGUGACAAAUGGAUGUUGUAGUAGGUGUGAAUAUACCUAACACAAUAUAGGCACCAUUUCUCGUCGAUCUAACGAGGUUGAUGAUGUCAAAAUUUGAAAAUGUUGGAAUCUUGUUUUUUUUGGGCUCGCCUUGUUUUUUGUUUCGUCAUAUCGCAUUAGAUUCUUCUAGGGAGGAUGUCAACUAUAAAACUUAAAUUGCUGUGACUUAGAAAGUUUAUUGCAAGUUUCUGUCCAAAGACUAAUCGUAGAAAACAUAGAUAAAAUACCA